CAGUUAAAUCUUUUAGCCCUUACUUAACAAUCACCAGAUUUUAGGAAAAGCUUCUUGUUCUCUUUAUUUUUUAUUAUACUAUUUUAUUUAUCAAUUAUUUUCCAAUGUUGAUCAACGAACUUCCCGAUGAUUGUUUGCUCGCCGUUUUCGAUCAGAUUAGUUACCUGGAUGAUUUAAUAAACUGCUACAAAGUGUGUGUUAGAUGGAACUAUUUAAUUCCUGAGCGAACUAAAAAAGUUAAAUAUCUGAUCGUGCAAGGUGGAGAUUAUGAAGUCCGUGGUUAUUCAUCGGAUUGUGUUUAUUAUAAAGAAGCAGAUGAGGUUUAUGGCACCUGUCUGAGCAAAUUAUUUCCAAAUUUAAUAAUAUUUGAAUUUUGUACGCUCAGAUGCCCAGAUAGAGAAUUUUGCAAGUGUAUUGUUUCAUUUGUCAGAAAUCAGGGAACUUUGAAAGGCUUAAUCCAUUCAUAUUCCGAUCCAAUGGAAGAAUAUUGUGAAACACUCGAAAUGCUAUCUACCAGCUCAAAGCAACCCAGAAUAUCAAAUGGUUCCAGAAUGAAACAAUUGGAAACUGGAGGUCAGGAUUCUCUUGAGGCUGUCCAAAGAUAUUCACAUGAUUUUCCAAAUCUUGAAAUGCUGCAAACAUCUAUUGUUAAUAAUGACCAUCGCGAUAGAUUACGAGUCCCACUAUUUGAAAAGCUUAAAAUACUGGCACUAUAUUCCGAUGACACGAGAGGCAUUUUUUAUGGUUUUCAGUUGAUGGAUUCAUGUCCGAGUUUACAGAGUGCCCACAUUUGCAUACAAGCGGACCGCUUUUUUGUUGAUGAAACAGUAAAACACGAAUGUUUGCAGGACUUAGCGAUAGAAUUUUGCAACGGUGAACAAAUCAACUGGAAUGAUUUAAAAAGAUUGCUAAUGAAAUACCCGAAUCUCCGACAUCUUAGGUUGCAGGGAUUGAACAUGAAACAUGGGCAGAUCAAGCAAUUGGUUCACAUUUUAUCAAAUUUAGUUCUACUUGAUGUUCGUGAAUGUCAUAAAGUCACUCAAAAAACUGCUGAUUAUGUUCAAAAUUAUUGUAAAAGAAAUGGAAGAUCAAUCAAAUUUUACUUCGAUGGAAAUCCUGAUUCAAUCAAAGCAGAUUGGCCGCAGUCAUCAAAUAAAGAAAUACAGUUUGUAGCUUUUAGUCGAGGCUUUGAUUUCAUGAAGCAUUGCUUUUUUGCAAAUAUUUUUUCCAUUCCACGUUUCUUGAUUCCUAUUGAUUAUUGAUACCACAAUUUGUUUCAAUUAUAUUAUUCUGUUGCUAUUAAAAUCACAAGGCUAGACUAAGUCAACAUUAAAGGGUCAUCUUUUAAAAAUUUAUUCAAAAAGAUCAGUUGAUCAAGUUUAAAUCUGUAAUUUGAGAUGGUUGAACUUAUGAACAAUUUCAAUUUUGCAAUCUAUUGAAACAAUAUUAUCUUGUUGUCUUAAUUUUGUUGAAACUGAAAGAAAUGAUUUUCCAUUUGUUUUUGUUUUUUUCAAUCAUAUAAAUCUAGUCCGAAAAUGCCAUAAUUUUGAACUUAUCUCAUAUUUACCAUUCAAUGAAACAGUUUCAUUGAAAUGCUUGUAAAAAUUUCCCAUUUAUCAAAGCUCGUAAUAUUUUUAUCGAUACAAUCGAAGGUUAUUAUCGUAUCGAAUAUCUAGAUCUUAAAUGAUCCGAUAUAGACUCAAAUGAAAAAUCCUUCAACAACUUAUUGUAUCUCUUGAAAACAAACAAAUUAUGAAAAUUAGAUUUACAUUUCAUUACAAUGAGUAAAUUUCAUUUUAUGGUGACUAUUUUUAAAUUUGUUGUGAUUUAAAUGAAUAAUCAGACAUCAACCACUUGUUUGGUGGUCCACACUGGUUUUCUUAUCAACUUAUAUCUUCGUUAUUCUUCAAGAAAAAACAUAUUUCUAAAACAAGUGAAUAAUAAAAGUGGUUAAAGAUAAUUGUUUGUGAAAAUGAAUGGUUUCUCUGAUAGCCUGUCGAGUUCACCUGAUGAAUGGUCACUCGAAAAUGUAUCUCAAUGGUUAGAAUCAAACAAUUUCGACUCCUACACUGAAAUUUUCUUUCAACACAAGAUUGAUGGGAAAGCCCUUCUCAUUCUCACUGAAGAUGAUCUCCGUAAAGCUCCGCUUUCCAUCAAAGUCCUUGGUGACAUCAAACGCCUUUCUUUGGCCAUUAAACGUCUUCAAGCAUCUAAUAUGGAAACUGUAAAAUCUCUAAUAUCAACUUCAUCUGUGAAUUCAAGCCACUCUCACACCUCCAGUCAUUUUACAACCUCAAACAGCCAUACUUACAAUCGCCGAGGUCAUCAUCAUCAUCACCAUCACCAUCAUCAUCAUGGCGGCAACAAUGGCAACUUCCAUCCUCUUAAUUCACAUAACCUCAGAGAAAGUGAUGCCUCAGCUUUAUCGUCAACCUCAAUUUCAUCUGAUGGUACUUUCUAUUCUUCCUCGGAUGAAGAUACUAUUAAAACAUCUAGACCCGAAACUCGAAAUAGCUCUUCCAUUCAUAAAGCUAGACCCGAAGCUUGGAAAGCCUUAGUGGCUAUGGGUUAUUUCUUCAUGGUCACAUGGAUCACAGCUUUUGUUAUGGUUAUUGUCCAUGACCGAGUUCCUGAUAUGCAAACCUACCCUCCAUUACCUGAUAUUUUUCUUGACAAUGUACCUCUCAUACCGUGGGCUUUCCAAAUGUGUGAGCUAUGUGGUGUAGCAUUGUUCCUUAUCUGGUCUUUUAUACUCAUAUUUCACAAGCAUAGGUUUAUUCUGCUUCGACGGAUGUUCUCACUUUUUGGAUCAGUAUUUCUAUUGCGAUGUGUGACCAUGCUUAUAACCUCUCUAUCCGUCCCAGGUCGACAUCUUAAAUGCACUGCUCGUCCUUAUGGAAGUUGGAUCGAAAGGUUGCACCAAGCUUAUUUGAUUUGGGCUGGUGGAGGAAUGUCCAUUAAAGGAGUACGAACUUGCGGAGAUUACAUGUUUAGUGGUCACACCGUUACUUUGACGUUGCUCAAUUUUUUCAUCACUGAAUAUACUCCUUCACGAAUGUAUUAUAUUCAUACAUUGUCCUGGGUUUUGAAUCUUUUUGGGGUAUUUUUCAUUCUUGCUGCCCACGAACAUUACUCCAUUGAUGUAUUCAUCGCUUUUUAUAUAUCAACUCGACUUUUUCUUUAUUACCACACUCUUGCCAAUAAUCGAGCAUUAUACCAAAGAGAUCGAAAGCGAACACGGAUUUGGUUUCCACUUUUCUAUUUCUUUGAAUCAGGUGUCAAUGGAAUUGUACCUAACCACUUCGAACAACCAUUCAGAUUGGAUUCCAUCAAAAAUUGGGUUCAAAAAAUGAGAAAAUCAAAAGAAUCUUGAAUUUGACUGAAAAUACGAAAAAACGAUUAACUACAAUCAAAUUCAGCAUUCGUUAAGUUAAAUUUCUAAAAGCUUCAAGUUUAUUUUUGUCAUCAUAAAGCUUAUUACAUAGUUUAUUUUUGUUUCAAUCAGUAAUUUUGGUGUUCUAGGAUAAUCUCAUUUGAUUUUUCUUGUCAUAAUUUUGAUUUAUUUUUUGCUCUUUACCGUAUAGAAACUUCUUCAAUUCAUCUUGUCAUCUAUUUGAUUGUUUCAAAACUAUGCAUAGAAAUUUAUCUUUACUAUUAAUAUUAUCUCAUUGUUUUUUCGCUGUAAUAUACUAUUCCUAUGUAAUUUCUGGUAAAUUUCAUUCAAUUACAUGUAAAAGUUAGUGUAAUCUAAAUGAUUCAGUGUACACUCUAACAUCCAUUUAAGGAAACUUUUGGUUCAUCCAUUUAAGAAAUCAUACAUCAACUGAAUAAGCCAUCAUAAAGUAACCUACGGUCACAGUAACAUUAA
Messenger RNA from Tetranychus urticae (two-spotted spider mite), 3868 nucleotides. RefSeq lists its product as uncharacterized. The record is from RefSeq and is a predicted model, not a curated record. Gene Ontology annotation, molecular function: protein binding. NCBI's taxonomy places the organism in Eukaryota, Metazoa, Arthropoda, Arachnida, Trombidiformes, Tetranychidae.